AUUUGACUAUUUGUAACCCAACUUGAUAGAUUUUCCAGCCCAACACUUACCGGAGUUUGGCGGCGGUGUUGCCACAAAACCGAAACACGUGAUGCGGUUACCGGCAAUGGAAACCCUAGCCCUCACAACGCCGGCGUUUCCAACCGUCACGAGAUCGAGGUCGAACUACCGUCCCAUUAUCCGAUGCUCCGCCGCUAAAUCUUCUUCUCCAGUUGUCAAUGCAGAUACGUUUCUAGAAGCUUCAAAGAAAGGGAACGUGAUUCCUCUGUACCGAUGUAUAUUCUCCGAUCACCUCACGCCGGUUCUUGCUUACCGGUGCUUGGUCAAGGAGGAUGAGAGAGAUGCUCCUAGCUUUCUCUUUGAGUCGGUUGAGCCGGGGUUUCAAGUUUCCAGCAUUGGAAGGUACAGUGUGGUGGGAGCUCAGCCGUGCAUGGAAAUUGUGGCGAAGGAGAAUUCGGUAACUGUCAUGGACCAUGAGGAAGGACGCAGGACAGAGGAAUUUGUGGAGGAUCCAUUGCUGAUUCCUCGCCAGAUCAUGGAAAAGUGGACGCCGCAGCUCAUCGAUGAACUCCCCGAGGCGUUUUGUGGUGGUUGGGUGGGUUAUUUCUCUUAUGAUACUAUGCGCUACGUAGAAAAGAAGAAACUUCCAUUUUCUAAUGCCCCAUUAGAUGACAGAAGUCUUCCUGAUGUUCAUCUGGGCCUGUAUGAUAAUAUUAUAGUGUUUGAUCAUGUUAUGAAGAAAGCAUAUGUGAUUCAUUGGGUUCGGUUAGAUCGAUAUUCUUCUGCUGAGGAAGCCCUCAACGAUGGAAUGGAUCGGCUGGAAAACCUAGUGUCUAGGGUGCAUGACAUAAUUACGCCAAGGCUACCUGCAGGUUCAAUAAAGUUAUCAACUAGUCUCUUUGGUCCUAAAUUGGAGCUGUCAAACAUGACAAACGAGGAAUACAAGAAUGCAGUAUUGCAGGCUAAAGAGCACAUACUGGCUGGUGAUAUAUUUCAAAUUGUACUAAGUCAACGGUUUGAACGGAGAACUUUUGCAGAUCCAUUUGAAAUCUACAGAGCACUGAGGAUUGUUAAUCCUAGUCCAUAUAUGACUUAUUUACAGGCCAGAGGGAGUAUUUUGGUUGCUUCAAGUCCAGAAAUUCUUACACGGGUGAAGAAGGGAAAAAUCACCAAUCGACCCCUUGCUGGGACUGUUAGAAGAGGGAAAACACCUCAGGAAGAUAUCAUGUUGGAGAAAGAACUUUUGAGUGAUCAAAAGCAAUGUGCAGAGCACGUAAUGCUAGUUGAUUUAGGGAGAAAUGAUGUUGGAAAGGUCUCCAAACCUGGUUCUGUUCAAGUUGAAAAACUUAUGAACGUUGAACGCUAUUCCCAUGUGAUGCACAUAAGCUCAACAGUCACUGGGGAGUUAUUAGAUAACUUAACAAGCUGGGAUGCAUUGCGCGCUGCAUUACCUGUUGGUACAGUUAGUGGAGCACCAAAGGUGAAAGCCAUGGAGUUGAUUGAUCAGUUGGAAGUCACGAGACGUGGGCCUUAUAGUGGGGGAUUUGGAGGCAUAUCUUUCUCUGGUGAUAUGGACAUUGCCCUUGCUCUGAGGACCAUAGUUUUCCCUACCAAUACUCGUUUUGACACAAUGUACUCGUACAAGGAUGUGAACAAACGAAGAGAAUGGGUUGCCCAUCUCCAAGCUGGAGCAGGCAUCGUGGCCGACAGUAAACCGGAUGACGAGCAGAGAGAGUGUGAGAACAAAGCUGCAGCCCUUGCCCGUGCCAUUGAUCUUGCAGAAUCUUCAUUCAUUGAGAAAUGAUCGGGGAUUAAGCAUCAGCUUUGAUAUAACGUGACAAUGGACACGAGGAGAGGAAAUUUGGGAUGUGAGAUGAUGUGAUUUUUAUCAUCAAGGUCUAAGGAUAAUCCAGAAAUCCUUCUUAUGCUAUCUUAGAAUAUGAAGAAAACUUAGUCUUUUAAAUUAUUUGCAAUUUAUUCCUGUGGAUUUUGCACUUGAGCUUUUGCUCCUCAACUCCAUUUAGGGAAGAGGAUGGAGUUGGAUGAUUCAUGGUAAGAAAUAGACCAAAGGUGUUCGAAUAGAUCAAGGUGAACGUAAAUAUAUUGCUAUGGCAAGGAAGAGUGUUGAACUUAAGUUGGAAAUAAGGUUAGUUUUUCUUGUGAUAGGUUCUCUGAGUCUAGGUUUGAAGAGACCUGCAUCGCUUUGUAGGUCACAUUUCUUUCAAUGGCUUUAUAAAUCCAUAAUGGUGAAGUGAGUUUCUUUCGCUGAA
This is a messenger RNA of Lotus japonicus, 2270 nucleotides long. RefSeq names its product anthranilate synthase alpha subunit 2, chloroplastic-like. The coding region runs from base 92 to 1804 and encodes 570 amino acids. Gene Ontology annotation, biological process: L-tryptophan biosynthetic process. The transcript is spliced from 12 exons. The record is from RefSeq and is a predicted model, not a curated record. Gene Ontology annotation, molecular function: anthranilate synthase activity. Lineage: Eukaryota; Viridiplantae; Streptophyta; Magnoliopsida; Fabales; Fabaceae.